Messenger RNA from Rotaria sordida, 1149 nucleotides. The record is from the annotation of a GenBank genome assembly. Lineage: Eukaryota; Metazoa; Rotifera; Eurotatoria; Philodinida; Philodinidae.
AUGUUGACAUUAGUUCCAAUCAUCAGUUGUAUUCUUUUAUUAUUCUCAAGUGUUUUUGGAGGACAAGAGUUUUCAAUAUUUAAUAAUAAUGUAUGUGAUCCAGCAUCAUCAAAAUGGACUUCAUGGUUUAAUACACAAGAUCCAAUGAUACAUAAUGGAAGUGAUAUUGAAGAUUUGGCACAUAUUAGAGUAUUAUAUAAAGAAGUAGAUCGAUGUAAAACUGUUUCGAAUGUUGAAUAUUCUGUAUUGCAAAUAACAAAUACUGGAUCAGGAUCUUAUCAAACAUUAAUUAAUCAUAAUGGUCUCUUUUGUAUGGGUUCACGUGCAUCACCUUGUCCUAAUUAUAGAGUUCGUUUCUGUUGUCCACUUACAGAUCCGGGUUCAAUUAAACAAUGCGGUCAAACAUUUCAACAACCUUAUUUACAUACAUCUGUUCGUAUAGUUAAUGGCAUUGAAGUUAAACCACAUUCAUUUCCUUGGGCUGUUUCAUUACAAUAUAGAGGUCUUCAUGAUUGUGGUGGAGUAAUUAUCGAUCAAUGGCAUAUUUUAACAGCAGCACAUUGUCUAGAUUAUUCCAAUGAUCUUGGUAAUUAUUUUGCUCGUAUUGGUGCUCAUGAACGAUAUUCAUCGGGUGAACUUAUGCCUAUUGCACAACUUAUUUUACACCCAGACUAUAAUGAAUAUCGUUCAACCAAUGAUAUUGGACUUAUUAAAUUAGCAAGACCGAUUACAUUUACAGAAACAAUUCAACCAAUUUGUCUUGUGGAUAAUAUUGUCGAACCACCACUUGGUACAACUGUUUAUGUUACUGGUUGGGGUAAUACUGUAUUCCAAAUGUGGAAUAGUUCUAGUUCAGUUCUUCGUCAAGCUCGACUUCAAGUCAUUUCCAAUUGUUCGAUGUAUUUUGCUUAUGAACCUCAAACACAAAUUUGUACUGCUCCCAAUGGUCCUAUCGAUAUAAAUCAUGGAUCAUGUCAAGGUGAUAGUGGUGGUGGUUUGCUUUAUUUGAAAAAUGAACGUUGGUAUGCUGCUGGCGUAAUUAGUUAUGCUACUGGAUGUGGACAACAAACAUUUCCAACUGUGUUUACUAAGACAGCAGCUUAUAUUGGUUGGAUUCGAGAAAUGAUAAAUCGUCCAAUAUCAACAUAA